Messenger RNA from Ictalurus punctatus (channel catfish), 4106 nucleotides. Its product is annotated as chitin synthase chs-2. The record is from RefSeq and is a predicted model, not a curated record. The transcript is spliced from 20 exons. The coding region runs from base 11 to 3685 and encodes 1224 amino acids. NCBI's taxonomy places the organism in Eukaryota, Metazoa, Chordata, Actinopteri, Siluriformes, Ictaluridae. Gene Ontology annotation, cellular component: cell periphery; cell septum. Gene Ontology annotation, molecular function: chitin synthase activity.
CACAACAAGUAUGCAUGAAGAUCAGAGUGAAAAAAUGCGCAGGGCCAGGCAGGCCUGGGACGCUGCUCGGGAAUCACCUAUUAUUGAAGAUGAGCAAAAACCAAGCAAGUUUCUGAGCUUCAUCCAAAUCAUCACAUGUACUUUUGUGGGAAUCUUGGUGUUUGGGCUAGCAUUCUUCAGCAAAGCAUCUCUGUUGAUAUUGAUAAACCUCUGCAGUGGAACAUCAACCACCAUAGAAACCAAACCUUAUGCUCGCCUCUUCAUUGGGUGCCUUCUAAUUGCUCCAAGUGUUUUACUGCUGAUCAAAAGCAUUUGGAAAAUUACUUUUAAGGAUUCAAAAACCCCAUCGAUGCAAACUUUGCUAUGGAUUCUGCUAGUGGAAACUUUGGUGGCUGUUGGAUCUUCCAUCCUUACCCUGAUCACUAUGCCCCAAUUUGACAUCCUGACCAAUGUGAUGCUUCUGAAUGGCAUUGCCACAUUGUCAGCCCUGCUGCAGGUGGUGGCAAACGCAGUCGCGCAUGGAAGGAGACGAUUUAUUGCAACUUCAAUAGCCGCUGUCAUUCUCCUAAUUGCAGGUUUUUGCCUCUUUGCUGUUAACUACCUCAGAAAGCCGAACAUGGGACUGUUCGUGGGUUUAGCCAUAGGAGGCACUUUCCUGGUCUCUUUGAACUGGUGGGAGAACUAUGCAAUGCUUUUCCGCAUCAUCUUCUUCCAGAACACAAUCCGAGACAUCAAAAGGUCCCAAAACUUUGUGAACAUUGUGGCUAGCUUGGUGCGAAUUGUUGUGACCUUCACUGUCCUUGGAGCUUAUGUGAAGGAGAAGGAGUGGCCAUCAGUGCUUUCAGUCACCAGCUUUACCAAAACCCUUGUUCUGAGCCUCUUCGCUAUUCAGGUUCUAUCUUCAACUUUGUGUCGCUAUGUGGUCGUGGCUGCCUGCAAAAUGCAUGCUGUGCGCCGCAGCUACCUCAUUCCCAUGAUCUUCACAUCUCCAGCAACGUUGGGUGCCUUCAUGCUGGCUGUUGGAAUUCCCAUUCCGAACAUCAAACCACAGAACGGAACCUCAUUAGCUGACUCAUUUGCUGACUACUGUAGCACCUUUAUUAUUGUGGAAGGCCCAGCUCUUGGCAUCAUGAGACUGUUGCUGAGUGAUUUAACACGUAACCUCUGUCACCACAUGGCAGACAAUGAGUCAUCGGUGGGUUUUGGUCUGCUUGGAUCGUCUUUGGUGAGCUGGUGGCUUGGCCUGGUGCUCUGCACACUCUACAUCUGGUUCUUGAACACAGAACGUAUUGCCAGGACAAAGGACCUGUUUGUGCGCAAUCUUUAUGAAGCAGCGUUCAUUGACCAGUCCAUGCUCCUGAACUGCAAGUUCGAGAUUCAGCCAAAACUUAACAGCAAUAGGGAAAAGGAGAAGGUGACCAUCUACCUCUGUGCAACCAUGUGGCAUGAGACUGCAGAUGAAAUGAUGAAGAUGAUCAUCUCGAUGUUCCGGCUGGACAAGUUCCGACCAAAGAAAAACCAAUUUAAUGAUGUUGUUUUUGAGUCUCACAUUUAUUUCGAUGAUGCUUUCCUGACCAAAGACAACAAACGGUGUGUCAAUGAAUAUGCUGAGACCCUGGUGGAAGUCAUCAGAGAGGUUUAUGUCAUAUUCACAGAGGAUACCAAAAGUGUAUUUAGGGACAGAAAGCCUCUCCCUGACCAGAAAAUCUUCCAGACGCCGUAUGGCUGCCGUCUUCAGUACACACUUCCCCAAGGCAACACACUGUUUGUUCACUUCAAGGACAAACACCAGAUUCGCCACAAAAAGAGAUGGUCUCAGAUCAUGUACAUGUACUACCUUCUUGGCUGGAGGCUGAACAAGAAAUAUUAUCAGAUGUACAUGGAAGGGGAUGAGCAACUGAUAAAUAUUGAAGACCAAUUAAAAAAAGCCAAAGAGACCACAUACAUUCUGGCUUUAGAUGGAGACACAGAUUUCCAGCCUUCAGCUGUCAUGCUUUUAGUGGAUCGGCUCAGAUUGUACCCAGAAGUGGGAGCUGCUUGUGGCAGGAUCAAUCCCACUGGCACAGGCCCAAUGGUAUGGUAUCAGAAAUUUGAGUAUGCUGUGGGUCAUUGGCUCCAGAAGACAGCUGAACAUGUGUUCGGAUCUGUAUUGUGCAGCCCGGGCUGUUUCAGCCUGAUGCGUGGAGAAGCACUCAUGAGUGACAAUGUCAUGAAGAGAUAUACAACAAAAGCAACUGAGGCUGCCCACUAUCUACAGUAUGACCAGGGUGAGGACCGCUGGCUGUGCACGCUGCUCCUGCAGCAGGGAUGGCGAGUGGAGUACAACGCUGCCUCUGACUCAUACACCAAUGCUCCACAGGAGUUCAAGGAGUUUUACAACCAACGGCGGCGCUGGGGCCCGUCCACCAUGGCCAACACUCUGGACCUUCUUUCCAAUGGCAGUGUUACUGCACGAAUGAACAAGUCCAUAUCACGACCUUACAUUCUCUACCAGACUAUCACCAUGGCUGCCUCGAUCUUGGGGCCAGCUACGGUCUGUCUCAUGGUUGCAGGAAGCUUUAAAUUCGUCCUCAAAGUAGAUGCCAAUGUUGCACUUGUGAUGGCGAUUGUUCCUCCUGCAGUCUACAUGUUUCUCUGCUAUUAUCUCGGGCAAGCAAAAUCAGACUUGCAGAUCAGCAUUGCUGGCAUCAUGAGCAUAAUCUAUGCUUUUCUGAUGACAGCAACUGUCUUAUCUAUUAUAGGGGACAUGGUAGUGGAGCAGACUUUCAUGACCCCAAGUGGCUUGUUCUUCAUUGGCAUAAUCACCAUGUACAUUUCCACGGCUCUUCUUCAUCCUCAAGAAUUCCAUCUUAUCAUCUUUGGCUUCCUUUACUUCAUCUGCAUCCCCAGUGGCUACCUGCUGCUGGCUAUUUACUCCAUGGUCAACAUGAACAACGUGUCAUGGGGCACACGCGAAUCUGCCCGCCAGACCACCGAACCUGAGGAGAACAUCCAGAAAAAUGUCAAGUGCCAGAAGCUGUUCAAAAUAUGUGGCUACAGCUUUGAGUUUCAGGUGAACAAAGAAGAGAAAGUGAUGUGUGCAGUGCCGGAGAAUGCACCCCAAGCCACACUUUUGAAUGUUGAAACCAAAGUGCCCACCCAACCUGAAGAAGGACCUUUCAUUGAGAACUUUUUUAUUCAACAGUUGGCAGAAAGCUCUGGUGAACUGGCCCUUAGGGAGCACAGAUUUAAUGUGGAAGAAGAAAGUUUUUGGAAGGACCUCAUUGAACAAUACCUAAAACCAUUAGAGACUGAUAAAAAAAAGGAGGAAAAAAUCAAAGCAGAUCUGAAAAACCUACGCAACAAGGCAACUUUUGUGUUUUUCAUCUGUAAUGCCCUGUGGCUUGUGGCUACUUUCUUUUUGCAAGCCAUUGGCAGUGCAGUGAGCAUCAGCAUCCCAAAAGUUUAUGUCAAUGGAACUGUUGACCCUAACGGGAGGAUUUAUAUCGAUCCGAUUGGACUUAUGUUCCUCAUCAGUUUUGCAGGCCUCCUUAUUGUCCAGUUUUUAGCUAUGCUGUGGCACAGAGUUCAGACUUUAAUCCACUUCAUUGCUUACACUGGGACUGAGGCCAUGGUUAACAAGAAGGUGAGGAAUAACUCCCUGGCACUGGUCAAUGAAGUCACUGAAGAAAAUAAUUUUCUUUAGGUGGAAAUUAAAUUGAUUAAAAGUCUACAAUUGGAUGAUCUAAAAGAUGGGAAACUUUGCAACAACACACAAACCUGCCAAGCCUGGGUUUUUUUAAACACUAUUUACAAUUAUUUGUUACUUCUGUGAUUAUUAUUAUUAUUAUUAUUAUUAUUAUUAUUAUUAUUGUUGUUGUUGUUGUUGUUGUUGUUGUUGUUGUUAUACAGGCUGUCUUUUUAUUGAAAUUGUGCUGUUUCUCAUGAGCCAUGUAUAAUCUAUGUAUAUAUUUAAUUUCUGUUUCAAGAUGGAUUUGAGCCAUUUACUCAUUUACCUGUGUUAGAUCUUAAAGUUACAAGGCAAAAUGAUUGUAAUCUGUCCAAAACUGUCUCAUAGAUCAUAAAAAUGUUUGAUGUUUUACAAUAAACCACUGCAUGUAAACAUG